Messenger RNA from Glycine soja, 582 nucleotides. RefSeq lists its product as uncharacterized. Gene Ontology annotation, molecular function: nucleic acid binding. The record is from RefSeq and is a predicted model, not a curated record. The transcript has 4 exons. The coding region runs from base 1 to 582 and encodes 193 amino acids. NCBI's taxonomy places the organism in Eukaryota, Viridiplantae, Streptophyta, Magnoliopsida, Fabales, Fabaceae. Gene Ontology annotation, biological process: DNA integration.
AUGUGUGAUGCAACUGAUUAUGCAGUAGGUGCUGUGCUGGGGCAGCAGAAGAGCAGAAUGUUUCAUACCAUCUAUUACGCUAGCAGAGUUUUGAAUGAUGCUCAGAUUAACUAUGCCACCAUUGAGAAAGAAUUACUGACAAUUGUAUGGAUACUGCUGCUUCAAGAAUUUGAUUUAGUCAUCAAGGACAAGAAAGGGAGACCCUGGUUCACUGAUAUAGAUAAUUUCAAGGCAGCAGGUGUCAUACCGAAAGAUCUCAAUUGGCAGCAGAGAAAGAGAUUCUUCUAUGAUGCCCGGCAUUACGUUUGGGAUGAUCCACACUUGUUCAAAGUAGGUGCGGAUAAUCUCCUUCGAAGAUGUGUGGGAAGUGAGGAGGCCAAAGCUAUGGCCACUUCAAGGAAUGAUGCGAAGACUGUGGUGAAAUUUAUCAAGAAGAAUAUUUUUGCUCGAUUUGGGGUACCUCGAAUCUUGAUCAGUGAUGGUGGUUCGCAUUUCUGUAAUACUCAACUUCAAAAGGUGUUGAGUCAAUACCAUGUGAAUCAUAAAGUGGCGUCUCCCUACCAUCCUCAAACUAAUGGGUAA